AUGGGGUACGACUUCUUCACGCCUCAGCCUCUUGUCGGCCCGCAGGCUUACUUUUUCCACGCCGUACCGCACGACUGGCAGGAUGCGAACGUGCUUCGUAUGCUUGCGAAUGUCAAGAUUGCGAUGAAGCCGGGCUACUCGAAGUUGCUCAUCUAUGAAGUCGUGUUGCCGGCAAAGAGAGCGACGAGCUUGAUGAUGACGUUGGACUUGCAGUUGAUGAACUGUGUUAGUGGGCUUGAGCCGACGGAGCAGCACUGGAAGGGCCUUUUGGAGAAGGCUGGGUUUGGCAUCAAUAGUGUCUCAAGGCAUCCUAGAGCUGUUCAGAGCGUCAUUGAGGCAGAGCUGGCUUGA
Molecule: messenger RNA, 351 nt
Organism: Ascochyta rabiei
Lineage: Eukaryota; Fungi; Ascomycota; Dothideomycetes; Pleosporales; Didymellaceae
Exons: 1
Coding region: 1-351 (116 amino acids)
Molecular function (GO): O-methyltransferase activity
Source: RefSeq, a predicted model, not a curated record